AUGGACCAUAACGGCACAAAUAAGGAGCUGGACGAGUUGGCCGAUGACAGAAUGGCCCUGGUGUCUGGGAUCAGUCUGGACCCUGAAGCUGCCGUCGGGGUCACCAGGAAACUCCCGCCCAAAUGGAUCGAUGGCGUAGACGAGAUCCAGUACGAGAUCUCUCGUGUCGGACACAAGAUGAAGGAGCUGGCAGCGCUUCACGACAAACACAUGAACCGACCCACUCUGGAUGACAGCAGCGAAGAAGAACACGCCAUCGAGAUCACCACGCAGGAGAUCACGCAGAUGUUCCACCGGUGUCAGCGGGCCGUCACGGGUCUUCAGUCUCGUUGCGGUCACUGCACUGAGCAGGAGGAGAGGCUGCUCCGGAACGUGGUCUCGUCUCUGGCCCAGAGUCUCCAGGACCUGUCCACAAACUUCAGACACACUCAGUCCGGAUACUUAAAAAGAAUGAAGAACCGAGAGGAGCGAUCUAAGCACUUUUUUGACGCUGGCCCUUUAAUGGAGGAAGACGAGGAUUUAGCAAUUUAUGAAAGAGGCUUCACAGACGAUCAGCUGAUGUUGGUGGAGCAGAACUCGGUGUCGGUUCAGGAGCGAGAGAGAGAGAUCCGGAACAUUGUUCAGUCCAUCUCAGAUCUGAACGAGAUCUUCAGAGAUCUGGCCACGAUGGUGGUGGAGCAGGGAACAGUCCUGGACAGAAUCGACUUCAACGUGGAACAAGCGUGUGUCAAAACAGACGAAGGCUUAAAACAGUUACAGAAGGCCGAGCAGCACCAGAAGAAGAACAGGAAGAUGUUGGUUAUCUUGAUCCUGUUCGUCAUCGUGGUCGUGUUGAUACUGAUCCUGUUUUGGACUAAAUUCUAA
Messenger RNA from Knipowitschia caucasica, 864 nucleotides. NCBI's taxonomy places the organism in Eukaryota, Metazoa, Chordata, Actinopteri, Gobiiformes, Gobiidae. The record is from the annotation of a GenBank genome assembly.